CGUGACCCACGUGCUACAACGUGGAAGCAAAAAAUACUGAAAAUCAGAGAACUAAAAAUUGUCAUAAUGACAGAAGAUGUAUCCUUGGGUUAUUCUUCUUCUCUACCCACAGAUGAGGCUGGUGUAAGUGAUGUAGACCCUACUGCUGGGAAAGUGUUGGAAUCAUCAUCAGCAGCAGUGUCUCUUUUCACUGAAUGCCGUAUGAUGAAGUACAGGAACAAGUUUUUUGAGCUCAUUGAGGAACUAAGACUAAGAAGAGAUGUUAAUGAUCAAAAUGAGAAGAAACUGUGUGAACUUUUAUUCUUAAAGCACAAGCUGACACAAGAUAUUGAGAAACAAACUCAGCAGUUGAAUGAAGUGUUGGAAUCUCACUCUCACUUGGAGGAGGAGACUGAGAGGAAAUGCAAUGAACAGUUGAAACAGCUUGAGGAGGAGAAAGUUAAACUAAAGUGCCUCUUUGAAGGAAAGGAAAAGGAAUUCCAAGCACUGAAAGAUGAAAUAAGAGCUUUACAUAUGAUCAAGUAUAAUUUAGAAAAGAAGCUCAGUGAGCAAGAGUAUACACUUCAAGUAUUAAAUGUCUCACAAGAGAAUUAUCACAGUCAAUUGAGUCAAAUGGAACAGCAGUGUGUUGAUAUGGAGGCAAAAGUAAACGAAGUCACUAAACUACUGGAGACAUUAGAAUCAAAUGUGAGGGAGGCAGUAGAGUUAAAUGGCAGACUAGCAACUGCUAAUGACCAUCAGCAAUGUGUUGUUGACUCAUAUAAGGAAGAAUUGGAUACUUACCAGAAAGACUGCAUCAAACUUAAAGUAAGCAUAAUAAAGUAA
This is a messenger RNA of Amphimedon queenslandica, 825 nucleotides long. RefSeq names its product coiled-coil domain-containing protein 73-like. Bases 67 to 825 code for a protein of 252 amino acids. The transcript has 8 exons. NCBI's taxonomy places the organism in Eukaryota, Metazoa, Porifera, Demospongiae, Haplosclerida, Niphatidae. The record is from RefSeq and is a predicted model, not a curated record.